This is a messenger RNA of Lasiodiplodia theobromae, 858 nucleotides long. RefSeq names its product Ribonuclease h. Gene Ontology annotation, molecular function: nucleic acid binding; RNA-DNA hybrid ribonuclease activity. Bases 1 to 858 code for a protein of 285 amino acids. NCBI's taxonomy places the organism in Eukaryota, Fungi, Ascomycota, Dothideomycetes, Botryosphaeriales, Botryosphaeriaceae. The record is from RefSeq and is a predicted model, not a curated record. The transcript is spliced from 2 exons.
AUGGCCACCGCUAAAGAGCUAAAUGAGUCAGCACAAACACAAAAGCGACGGUACCUCGAAGACCUCUAUGAAGAGGAGCGGGACAGGCGGUCCUGGCAGUUCCCAGAAGACACACCAGCAACGCACACCAACCAGCUGAAGCACGGGGCUUCACCUGGCGAUUUCAUGGUGCUCGGCGGCCAGGGUGUCGUGCGUCCGCUGUACGAGGCGUACGAAUACGCCAGGCUCGAGUACGAGCGUCCAGACCGCCGGCGCCUCUCAUACUGGACCGACGCGUCCUGCAGCCAUGUACAUCCCGACUCUUCAAAACCAGAAAACCGCGAAUGGCGGUGGCACGCGACGGCGGUCGUGGGCCGCGAGGACUUUUGCGCAACCGGCAGCCUGGACUGGACGCACGACACCGGCCUCUACCGCCCUCGUCCGCAGAAGAGCGAGGUGAUGGAGUUCCGCGCGCUCGACGCGGCGCUCGGCCGGGCGAUGCAGAAGCUGCAGCGCGACCACAUCGCGCUUGGCGGCCGCCGCGCUGGAUGGGACACGUUCGCCGCCUUCACCGACAACAUGCACAACAUCAAUAUCAUCGCGCAUUUCCGCCGGCGUGACCGCGAGCACAUGGCCAAGCCUUACGCGCCCGUCAUCCUAUCCAUCCUCGCGAAGGUCCGAUUCCUGGUUCUCCACGGCGUCGGGGUGCAGCUGCACUGGGUGCCGGCUCACGUUGGCAUUGAGGGCAAUCAUCUUGCGGACGCGAAGGCGAGGGAGACUGCGUGGUUUGGGCAGGAGUGGGCGGCUGCUGAUCGUUCCGUGGCUUGGAUCCAGUCCCGGGCGGAUGGCAGCGAGCCCACGGCUGUCAUGCUUGUGUAG